UUUGUUUCUGCGCUUGCGAGAGUGGGUUCAACAUCUCAUCGCCAUCAUGCUCGAUGAGAGUGUGAGGACGGUGGACCCUAAGGGUCUGGCGCUUGUUCUGCUUGUUGUCUCCAUCUUUUUUCUGAUCCCUACCGGCAUAGUUGUUAUUCUGCGAUGUUUUGUUCGAUUGAAGUAUCGUCUCUUUGGUAUCGAUGAUGGUCUCAUGCUUAUCGGAUGGAUACUACACGUUAUAUUCAGCGUUGUUGGUGUUCGUGCCAUUUAUGCAGGUCUGGGAACAAAAGAUGAAUACCUAAAUGCAUACCUACAAGUCGAUGGUCGAAAGUGGACGUGGAUUGGCCAAGUAUUUUAUAGCCUCUCAUUGACGCCUAUUAAAGCGUCCAUCUGCGUAACCCUCCUCCGCAUCGCCGUCACCAAAACCCAUCGAAUCAUUGUCUGGGCCACUCUCAUCUUUACCAUAGUCACCAUGCUCUACCACACCAUUGGUACCUUUUUCGCAUGCAUGCCAAUCACUGCCAAUUGGGAUGAUCGCACAAAAUGCUCGCUGCCUUUCCUAAUGAGUGUAGGCUAUAUGGUGUCCCUCAGUGCGGUUGUCUCAGAUUGGAUUUGUGCUAUCCUGCCUAUUUUCAUGCUAUACAAAUCCCAUAUGAGAAAGGCCACCAAGGUCUCUGUUAGUAUUAUCCUCGGACUGGGCAUACUGGCUUCGUUGUGUACUAUUAUUCGCCUGCCCUACUUGAAGGCGUUUUCGCACCCGGAGGAUUAUUUAUAUCACGUUGCACACAUCGUCCUCUGGUCAACUCUCGAAUCAGGAAUUGGAAUAAUCGCUGGAUGCUUACCGUCACUACGAAAACUCGUCAGCUCUCGUUUCCAUUUCGACUCAUCGACGGGCAGCUCUCCAACUCACAUUACACCAUUUUCUGGAACCAGCAGAGCUGUCAUCACAUCGCAGUCCGUACCGGCAGCACGCCGGACUCAUCGAGGCGAAGUUGGAGAUAACUGGGAACAGCUUGAUGAUGUUGAAGGUACAUCCAGUCAGAAGAUCUAUGUCAAGGUGGACUUGGAGAUGCAAUCUUUGGAGAGACCAGAAACAUCGAGGGAGUCACAUGGGUCCCGUGAAGAUUUGGUACAUCCAUAAACAUACUUUUAAUAUUACUUGUAUUCUAGCUAGACUCUAAAUGGGACAACAGUACAGAGAGAUUUACCCAGUCUUGUGUGAGGAGG
Molecule: messenger RNA, 1218 nt
Organism: Fusarium odoratissimum NRRL 54006
Lineage: Eukaryota; Fungi; Ascomycota; Sordariomycetes; Hypocreales; Nectriaceae
Exons: 5
Coding region: 47-1132 (361 amino acids)
Source: RefSeq, a predicted model, not a curated record